UUAAAAAAAAAACAUGCCAGUUAAAUGUCAACUGGAAUAUGGCGCCAAUUUUUAUUAUUAAUAUUGGUUUAUUGCACAAAUCAUUUGAUUGAAACACAACAAUUUACGGGAGCACGCAAUUUUCUACUUCUACUCCUAGAUACUGAUGAGGAUUCCGAUCGAGAAAUGCAUGAAUGGGAAAAUCAACAAAUACGUAAAGGCGUGACUGGUGCGCAACUGGUGAGUGCUCAACAUGAUGCAGUACUCUCGCGGUUUAUGAUUAAGCCUACCGGUACGAAUGCGUUGGAAUAUGCGCCAGAACAACAAUCCACAUCAACACUGCUGGAGCAAGCAUAUGCAAAGAGCGCACUACAGAAGCCACAGCAAAUAUUGAGUGGAGCAACGAAGACAAAAAAGGAGAAGAGCAAAGCAGUAUCAUUACGCACACCAAAUGAAAUACACGAUGCUAUACAAACGCGUUUGAUGAAGUUGCGUGAGGUUAACGAAAAACAUAUGUCGGAUAUCGAACGUAUUGCGAACGAGUUAAAGGUGCUAAAACUUGAAGAAUUGGAUUGCACACAGAAGGCACCAACGGCGGCGGCAAAAUAUCGUUUCUAUCAAGAGUUGAAGUGCUAUGCUGCGGAUUUGAUCGACUGUUUGACUGAGAAGACCCCGACAAUUAAUGAAUUAGAGAAACGCAGUUUACAUGUAUUUUCAAAACAUCAGAAUUUCCUCAUCGAACGCCGCCGACAAGAUAUACGCGAUCAAGCUAAAGAAAUGGCGGAGGCAUCAAAACCUGCAGGUUCACGCCGUGGCCCCGAAUCGGAGGAACAGGUACGCCGCGCUGCAGAGCGUGAAGGUAGACGUACACGCCGACGUUGUGAUCGUGAGAAAAAUGAACUUCUCAUUUCGCAUUUAGACGGCAUGUCCAGCGACGAUGAAACAUCGGACCGAUACCAAGAACAAUUACAAAGUAAUUUAGAGCAAAUUCAUAAAGAGGCAGAGGCAAUAUUCAAUGAUGUAAACGAUGACUUUUAUAAAGUCGAACUAAUUUUAAUGAAAUUCUAUGCUUGGCGCAAAACCGACAUGAAUUCUUACAAAGAUGCAUUUGUUAGUCUCUGCUUGCCGAAGAUUUUGGGGCCUCUAGUACGAUUUGAAAUGUUAUCCUGGUCACCACUGCUAGAAGAAUACAAAGAUAUUGAAAAAAUGCAUUGGUAUUCAGCUUGCAUGCUUUACGCUUGGAGUGAGGAUGAAACCGAGACGUCUCUACGGCUCGAUGUUGAUGUUAGUUUAGUACCGACAAUCAUUGAGAAAAUUAUAUUACCCAAAGUUACUGAUAUAGUCAAUCAAUGCUGGGAUCCACUAUCGACAACACAAACAUUGCGUUUAAUUGGCUUUAUAAACCGCUUGGGUCGCGAUUUCCCACUGAAAGAUACUUCAAAGCAGUUACAGCAGUUGUUUGAAAAGAUUUUAGAAAAAAUGAAAUUAGCAUUAGAGAAUGACGUCUUUAUACCAAUUUUUCCUAAGCAAGUACAAGAGGCCAAGACUUCUUUCUUCCAACGCCAAUUCUGUAGUGGUCUGAAAUUAUUUCGAAAUUUUCUUAGCUGGCAGGGCAUUGUUGCGGAUAAACCUUUGCGUGAACUAGCAAUAGGUUCAUUGCUAAACCGUUAUUUACUACUGGCUAUGAGGGUGUGCACAGCCAAUGAUGCGAUAAGUAAAGCUUAUAUAAUUGUUAAUACAUUACCAACCGUAUGGCUACAGCCGGAAUCGGAAACGCUGCAAAAUUUGCAAUUACUAAUUACCUACAUCAAGCAGACUUUGGACGCAUUCGAUGCAAAGAAUCCGCUUUUCAUGCAAACCUGCGACAAGGCCAAGCAAAUUCUGCAACGGCUACAUAGCUAUUAGUUCGCACAUGACUUGGUACUUAUACUCAAAUUAUACAACAGCAGCGCGCCGUUAUUCACUUGAAUACGACUUUCGUUUGCAGUUUGUUUCCUUUUGGAAUACGUUAUGUAUAUAGUUUAUGUAGUUGGCCUAGCUAUAUAAUUGUAGAUGUUUAAUUAAAUAGCUGUAAGCACUUUUUCAGACUCCAUAGAGUUUCAAAUAAAAAUAAUACAUUGUGACAUAAAAACU
Messenger RNA from Rhagoletis zephyria (snowberry fruit fly), 2112 nucleotides. RefSeq names its product PAX3- and PAX7-binding protein 1-like. Gene Ontology annotation, biological process: mRNA splicing, via spliceosome. The record is from RefSeq and is a predicted model, not a curated record. Lineage: Eukaryota; Metazoa; Arthropoda; Insecta; Diptera; Tephritidae. Gene Ontology annotation, molecular function: DNA binding. Gene Ontology annotation, cellular component: nucleus.